AGUUCUGGAAUCCAGCCGUCCGGACUGUGCGUAAAAAGUUUUUAGUGAAGCGGAGCGCAGAGAGUCGCGUUUUUAAACUGAGGAGGAUGUCAGCUUCAGAGGAAACAGACGGGCUCCGGCCGAGAUAUGGCUCGGUCCUGGAUGGCGUGGAGCGGCUGACGGCGGAGGAGAUGGAUGAGCGGCGGCAGCAGAACAUGGCCUACGAGUACCUGUGCCACCUGGAGGAGGCCAAAAGGUGGAUGGAGGCCUGUCUGGACGAGGAGCUGCCUCCCACCACAGAGCUCGAGGAGGGGCUCAGGAAUGGCGUCUAUCUGGCCAAACUGGGCAACUUCUUCGCCCCGCGGACCGUCUCCCUCAAGAAGAUCUACGACCGCGAGCAGACGCGCUACAAGGCAACGGGUCUCCAUUUCAGACACACAGACAACGUGAUCCAGUGGCUCAACGCCAUGUCAGAGAAGGGACUGCCAAAGAUCUUCUACCCUGAGACCACAGACAUAUAUGACAGAAAGAACAUGCCGCGCUGCAUCUACUGCAUACAUGCACUCAGCCUGUACCUGUUCAAGCUCGGCCUGGCUCCUCAGAUCCAGGAUCUGUAUGGAAAAGUAGAUUUUACUGAGGAGGAGAUCAACAACAUGAAGAGCGAGCUGGAAAAGUAUGGCAUCCAGAUGCCCGCCUUCAGCAAGAUUGGCGGGAUCCUGGCCAAUGAGCUCUCUGUGGACGAAGCUGCAUUGCACGCCGCUGUGAUCGCCAUCAACGAGGCCAUCGACCAGGGCGUGUCAGAGGGCACGCUGGCUGCGAUGCAGAACCCCAACGCCAUGCUGGUCAACCUGGACCCCAGCUGUGCCCACCAGUACCACGACACCCUGUACCAGGCCAAGGGAGAGAAGGUGGCCAACUCGCGCAAACGGCAAAUGGAGAACGCCGACGCAGAGAGAGACGUCUAUGAUGAGCUUCUCACCCAGGCUGAAAUCCAGGGCAACGUCAACAAGGUCAACGUGAGCAACGCCCUGAGUGCAGCUGAGCAGGCGCUGCUGAGCGGCAACGAGGAGAAGUUAUAUGAGGCCCUUAAAGCCAUGGGCAUUCAGAACCUGCAGGCGCAGAACAAAGGCUGGUACCUCAAACAGCUGCAGGCUGACCGAGAGAAUAAAGACCAGAUCUCUCCGGGAGAAGCACUGACCAAGGAUGAGUUGCAGAGCGGCGUGGUUGUGGCCAAUGAGAUUGCAGAAGGCUACCUAAAGAUGUUGAAGGCAGUGGAGCGCAUCAAUGCUGCCAUCAGAGCGGGUGUUGCUGAGAAGACUGUGGAAGAGCUGAUGAACCCCGAGGCUCAGCUGCCUGAGGUCUACCCCAGUGCUGCAGACCUCUACCAGAGAGAGCUGGCCAGCCUGCAGCAGCAAAGCUCAGAGGGCUCGCUGAACCACUCCGAGCUGCUUGUUGCCGUGGAGAUGCUGUCAUCGGUGGUGCUGAUGAACGAGGCAAUGGAUGUUGGAGACAGAGCUGCCCUGUGGAAACAGCUGUCGAGUGCCGUCACAGGCCUCAGUAAUGUGGAGGAUGAAUACGCCCAGAGGUACAUGGACGAAUUGAUGCGGCUUAAGGCAGCGGCCAGAGAGGAGGGUGGCGACUAUCUGACCUGGAACGACAUUCAAGCCUGUAUCGACCAAGUCAACCUGGCUGUGCAGGAGGAGCAUGAACGCAUCGCCGCCAUCGGACAGAUCAACGAGGCCCUGGACGAAGGGGAUCCCAUGAAGACCCUGGCCAUGCUGCAGAACCCUUCAGCCAAGCUCACAGAUGUGGACCCGUCUGUGGCUCAGCAUUACCACGACAAACUGCUGGAGGCCCGCAGGGAGAAAGCUCACGAGACCCAAGACCCGUCUGCUGUGCUGUGGCUGGACGAGAUCCAGGACGCCAUUCUGAGAGCUAACCAGGACACACAGGAGGCCUUACAGUUCUCGCAGUCCAUCCAGGCUAUCAACGAGGCGGUGGACAUUGGCGACGCAGCUCAGACCUUGGCUGCUCUGCGUAACCCCGGGGCAGGACUUUAUGGGGUCACUUCUGAGUGUGCCCAGACCUACCAGGAUGACCUGACCAAGAUCAAAACAGAGAAGAAGACAGAAGGUGAUAAUGGCAGUGAGUGGGUGAAACACUGGGUGAAGGGAGGACACAACUACUACUACAAUCUGAACACCAAGGAGGGCACCUGGGUGGAGCCGGAGGGCUUCCUCCAAAACAGCACCCAGCUCAACAAGGAGGACAUCCAGUCGGUGGUUUCUGGGGUAACCACAGCCUACAAUCGAGAGCAGCUGUGGCUGGCCAAUGAGACUCUAAUUGCCAAGCUGCAAGCUCGUUGCCGUGGCUACCUGGUGAGAAAGGGCCUGGAGGAACGGAUGAACUUCCUGAAAUCCCAAGACCCAGCUGUUACAUGCAUACAGGCCCACUGGAAAGGCCACAAACAGAGGAAGAUGUUCAAAGGCCGUAAGCAGUAUCUGAAAGACCACACUAAGGAGGCUGUCAAGAUCCAGUCCUUGGUUCGGAUGCAUCAAGCUCGUAAGAAAUAUAAGGAUCGUCUGAAGUACUUCCAAGAUCAUAUCAAUGAUGUGGUGAAGAUUCAGGCUUUCAUCAGAGCAAACAAGGCCAGAGAUGACUACAAGACACUGAUCAACGCUGACAAUCCUCCAAUGGCGGUGGUGAGGAAGUUUGUGCACCUGCUGGACCACAGCGACCAGGACUUCCAGGAGGAGUUGGAACUGAUGCGGCUCCGCGAGGAGGUAGUCACCAACAUCCGCUCCAACCAGCAGCUAGAGAACGACCUGAACCUGAUGGACAUCAAGAUCGGCCUGCUGGUGAAGAACAAGAUCACGCUGCAGGAGGUGGUGUCCCACAGCAAGAAGCUGACCAAGAAGAACAAGGGCCAGCUGUCUGACAUGAUGAUGAUGAACAAGCAGAGGGGGGGCCUGAAGGCCCUCAGCAAGGAGAAGAGGCUCAAACUGGAAGCCUAUCAGUACCUCUUUUACCUGUUACAGACCAACCCCACAUAUCUCGCCAAGCUGAUCUUCCAGAUGCCGCAGAAUAAGUCCACCAAGUUCAUGGACUCCGUAAUCUUCACCCUGUAUAACUACGCCUCCAACCAGAGGGAGGAGUACCUGCUGCUGAAGCUCUUCAAAACUGCUCUGCAGGAGGAGAUCAAGUCUAAAGUGGACCAGAUGAAGGAGAUCGUCACAGGAAACCCUACAGUCAUCAAGAUGGUGGUGAGUUUCCACCGAGGGGCGCGGGGCCAGAACGCACUGCGGCAGAUCCUGGCACCGGUCGUCAAGGAGAUCAUGGAUGACAAAACGCUAAACAUCAAAACCGACCCGGUGGACAUCUAUAAGAGCUGGGUCAACCAGAUGGAGACGCAGACUGGAGAGGCCAGUAAGCUGCCUUACGACGUGACUCCGGAGCAGGCUAUGGCCCACGAGGAGGUCAGGACAAGACUGGAGGCCUCCAUCAAGAACAUGAAGACGAUCACUGACAAAUUCCUGUCUGCCAUAGUCGUCUCCGUCGAUAAGAUUCCAUACGGGAUGCGUUUCAUCUCCAAGGUGCUGAAGGACACGCUCCAUGAAAAGUUCCCAGAUGCUACAGAGGAUGAAUUGCUCAAGAUUGUGGGGAACCUCUUGUAUUACCGCUACAUGAACCCGGCCAUCGUGGCGCCCGAUGCCUUCGACAUCAUUGAGGUGUCAGCAGGGGGCCAGCUGACCACAGAGCAGCGACGAAACCUGGGCUCUGUCGCCAAGAUGCUGCAGCACGCCGCCUCCAACAAGAUGUUCCUGGGAGACAACGCCCACCUCAAUCCCAUCAAUGAGUAUCUGAGCGCCUCCUAUCAGAAAUUCAGGCGAUUCUUCCUGGCAGCGUGUGAUGUUCCCUCGCUUGAAGACAAGUUCAAUGUGGAUCAGUACUCUGACUUGGUCACCGUCACCAAACCUGUUAUCUACAUCUCCAUUGGAGAGAUUAUCAACACUCACACGCUGCUGCUGGACCAUCAGGACGCCAUUGCUCCGGAGCACAACGACCCCAUCCAUGAGCUGCUGGAGGACCUGGGCGAGGUUCCUACAGUAGAGUCUCUCAUCGGUGAGAAUCCUCUUCCUCCCGAUGACCCCAACAAAGAGCUGAUGGGGAAAACUGAAGUCUCACUCACACUCACUAACAAGUUUGAUGUCCCUGGUGAGGCCAAUGCUGAGAUGGACGCCAAGACUCUCCUGCUCAACACCAAGAGGCUCAUUGUGGAUGUGAUCAGGUUCCAGCCUGGGGAGACUCUCACAGAGAUCCUGGACUUGACAGCAAGCACAGAACAGGAAGCAGAGUACCAGCGCGCCAUGCAGAGGAGGGCCAUCAGGGACGCCAAGACUCCAGAGAAGAUGAAGCAGGUCAAACCGGUGGUGGACGACAGCCUGACGCUGCAGGGCAAGAAGGACAAGAUCAAGAGCAACCUGCAGAGGCUGGCAGAGCUGGGGAAGGUGGACCCCCAGAACCGCUAUCAGGACCUCAUCAACGACAUUGCCAAAGACAUCAGAAAUCAGAGGCGGUAUCGUCAGCGUCGGAAAGCUGAGCUGGUGAGACUUCAGCAGACCAACGCCGCCCUGAAUUCAAAGACCAAUUUUUUCAAUGUUCAGAUCGAUUCUUACAAUCAGUACAUCAAGACGUGCAUGGACAACCUGGCCAGCAAGGGCAAGUUGUCAAAGAAACCAGGCGACAGCAAGGCCAAGAAGAGUAAGCAGGUUUCACAGAAGUACACUGCGUCUCGCCUGCACGAGAAGGGCGUCCUGAUCGCCAUAGAGGAUCUGCAGCCCAACCAGUUCAAGAAUGUUAUUUUUGAGAUUUCACCAUCGGAGACUGUGGGAGUUUUUGAUGUCAAGGCCAAGUUGAUGGGCGUGCACUUGGAGACAUUACAGAUAGAAUAUCAGGACCUCCUCCAGCUGCAGUAUGAAGGCGUGGCGGUGAUGAAGCUCUUCGACAAGGCCACCAUCAACGUCAACCUGCUCAUCUUUCUGCUCAACAAGAAAUUUUAUGGGAAGUAGGAAAAGGAUGAAAGGGCUGCAACGGACACUGAUUUAAACCACAGAAAGCCCUGACCUGGACCCUCCCAGCUUUCCUACACUCCCUGCUGCACUUGUCCCAUGUGUCUAUGCAAAUCUAUGUGCCUUAUUUUUUUAUUAUGUGGAUCACCGUAUGUGCUUUAUUCUGAACGGGACACCCCGCUGUGCGACUCGAGGCUUCACACCUCUGCUGGAGUCUGUCUCUUCCUGUCUGUGCUGUGUGAAGCUGCAGUUAGGUCAGAGGUUUAAGAUUUGUAUGUUUCGCUUUAAAUAUAAGAAUAUCUUGUGCAUGGGCUUUGAUUAAUUAUAAAAAUGUAUGUUUUAUGUAAAGAGAUCACAUUUUGUGUAUUUCUUAGCUGUUAGUUUCUUUGCUCACCUGACUGAGGCCUGAUAAACGUGUCCAAAGCGUACCUUUCAGACGACUCUGCCUCCUCUCGGCCAUUUUCCUGUUGCUGCUUGUGACAAGUUGGAAAGAAGAACUCAAAGAGUCGAGGGGGCAAAAAGCAAGAAAGACCCUCCUCCUUCAUCAUAUUUUAUUUUGCAGUUUUCUAUAUUUUGAUUCGAUCCUAAGCACACACACAUUCUGUGCAAAGAAAAGGUGUCGUAAAGUGUUACUUUCAAAAACAAAAUUGCCAUGCUCAUAUUGAGCUGCUGAAAACAAAACUUGAUGUUUUUAAUUUAAAUCAUUUAGAAUUGAAUUUGUUGCAUGUACACGACAAAGUCACGUUAUGCCGCUGAAAUCGGGUGUGUGCUGGCUGUAGCCGUUGGUUUGUCUCGGGCUGGACGGGUCUGGACGGGACCUGAGGACUGAUCUGCACGGCGUCCAGAGACCCCGCGGUCCUCCUGCACUCUCAGCCUGUGCAGAUGCGAUGGUUCGCCGGCUUCGCUGAUGACUUACAGGAAACGAUAUUUCUUCAUCUCCCACUGGCUGUUAAUCUCUAACUGAAAUGCACAUUAAAAUCCGUUGAGUAAACACAACAUGCCCGUCAGUCUGUAGAAACAGGAUGGCAUCUAGAAGUAUGAGCUGGACAUUGAAUACACUGAGUUUUAUAUCUUGUUGAAAAUAAUUCAACAAAGUUACCAUUAUUUAUAUUUUAUGUUGUCGGUCCACAUCAUACUGUAUCUGAUGUUUGUAGAACCCGAGACAGAACGUGUAAGCGAGCCUGAGGAGGCGCAGUAUUACAGGAAACGGACUUGUGGGUCCAGCAGAUGUCACCCUACACCAGCUGAUUUUUAGUGUUGGUCCUACAGGAGACUGACUUAUUAGACGAAGCCUUGACCCUGAGAUUUCAUGCAGACCUUACUGAACUAGAUCCUGAUUUCCUGUCUCGUUGACACUGUUAUUUGAAAUGGAGGAGACUGUGCUCUGUGUAUGUUAUUAUCUCAACCUCGGCCCAUUAAAUGUAUUUGACCUGUUUUAGAAUAAAGUUCUACGGAGGCAAUGUG
Messenger RNA from Scatophagus argus, 6512 nucleotides. It is a transcript of the gene iqgap1, whose product is annotated as IQ motif containing GTPase activating protein 1. Gene Ontology annotation, biological process: regulation of GTPase activity; regulation of actin cytoskeleton organization. Gene Ontology annotation, molecular function: calmodulin binding; actin filament binding; GTPase activator activity. NCBI's taxonomy places the organism in Eukaryota, Metazoa, Chordata, Actinopteri, Scatophagidae. Bases 87 to 5048 code for a protein of 1653 amino acids. The transcript has 37 exons. Gene Ontology annotation, cellular component: nucleus; cytoplasm. The record is from RefSeq and is a predicted model, not a curated record.